UCUCUCUCUCUCUCUCUCUCUCUGCUAUCCCUCCUGCUCCCGCUAUGUCUCUUUUGUAGCCAAAGUAGCUUGCUGAACCAAUCCACCGCAGUGCCUGGGACCGAUUGAGUGAAAUAGAGUGAGGGAUUUAGAGGAUGGGUAAGGGGGCUUAAGGGAAAACACACAGAAGAGAGAGAGAGAAGGGGAUAGAGAGAGGGAGACCAAAAUCCACCAAGCCUCCCUGCUGUGAGGUUUCUUGGCUACUGACGUGUGCGCACGACUCGCGGCAGGAUGAGUUCGUGCAGCAGCCGUGCGUUGACCAUCCUGUCCACAGUGUUUGGAGCCUGCGGGCUGCUGCUGGUGGGGGUGGCCGUGUCCACAGACUACUGGCUUAUCAUGGUGGAGGGCAUCAUCCUACAGCAGAACCAGAGCAUGGAGGUGAAGAUGGCGCUGCAUUCAGGCCUCUGGAGAGUUUGCUUCGUGGCUGGAUCAGAAAACGGGAGAUGUGUUGCGUCAGAGUACUUCACUGAACCUGAUAUAGAGAUCACCACCGAAAACACUGCAAACAUCCUCAAGAUGGUGCGGACAGCCACGCCCUUCCCGAUGGUGUCGCUGCUCUUUGUCUUCACGGCCUUCGUCAUCAGUAACAUCGGACACAUCCGGCCUCAGCGCACCAUCCUGGCCUUUGUGUCUGGCAUCUUCUUCAUCCUCUCAGGCCUCAGUCUGGUGGUGGGGCUGGUGCUCUACAUCUCCAGUAUUAAUGAUGAGGUGAUGAACCGGCCCAGGGAGCCUGAGCAGUUCUUCAACUACCACUAUGGCUGGUCCUUCGCCUUCGCUGCCUCUUCCUUCUUACUCAAAGAGGGGGCCGGGGUGAUGUCAGUCUAUCUGUUUAUGAAGCGCUACGCUGAGGAAGAGAUGUACCGCCCCCACCCUGCACUCUACCGCCCCCGCCUGUCCGAGAGCAGCGACUACAGCGGCCAGUACCUCCAACCAGAAUCCUCCUGGCCUCUGCCAAAGCGAGGCCGCAGCACCUCCAUAGCCUCCAGCGACAUCUCCAUCCAGCUCAACCAAGCGCCCCCAGCACCGCCCAAAAGUAACCUCCAAACGGGUGGCCAGGGCAGCCCGCCUUCUGGGUCUUCUUCCGCAGGGAGCUACCAAAUGCCCCCGCAGUCUGCUGGCUACCCCUCACACACCCUACCCAGGUCGCACUCCUCACAUCCCCAAGGCCAGGCUCUUCCCAUGGCCAUGCCUCCAUCGCCUGUACCUCCCCCUCACUAUCACACACACAUGCACAUGAGUGCCUCCCCCUGUUAGGAAGAGGGAGGGAAGGAGAGACACUGACUCCUCAUAAUCAUGUAUACAGUACAUUUAGAUGAUGGAUGAGAGCAAAUGCUGAGCUUGGAGCACAGAUCAUGUGAGAUGAAGUGGAGAUAGAGGUGAUCAAACAUAAAAAGAUGUAGCUUUGGAACAAUAUGAAGCAAGGACAAAGGAGGUUUGGGGAGAGCUCUCCAAUUGGAUAGGGUUAGGAUUAGGGUGUGGAGAUUUUACAGAAACUGUGAUGGACAGAGAAACAUUAAAACAGGAGAAGAGUGGAAAAGAAAAAGAGGAAUUCAGUUUGCCAUGAUGGAAAGAGGGAAAAAAGUGUUUCCUAGAAAGACUUUAGAGGUUAGGUUGAGUGACAGAGGAGAUAUAGGGGAGGGAGAGUGAGGCAGGGAGAGCGAGGGGCUGCGGUAUAACACGAAGAUACUGCAGUGCUGCGGGAAAUUUGUAUGCACUUGGAAAUGUACAAUGAAAAACACUGAUCACAAAGACUGAGGAUGCACAUAGUUUUAUACAUACAUUGCCAAUACAUGGACUAUGUUUCUUUUUACCAAAAGGUAAAUGUGGUAAAAUAUAUUCUUGUCUUCUCUGAAUUUCUUACAUCAUCAAUCCAGUUUCAUAACUCACAAUGUCAAAGUAUUAUUAAUAAUAUUAAUUAAAAAUGAUUAGUUAACAAUAGAGUAAUCCUGAAAAGAGAACACUGUAUGUGAAUGUUGUUAACCUUUGUAAAGAAAAUACUGACAGAAGUGGAUGAUAUUCUGAAAAAUCAUGAGGAGAAAUCAACUUUAUGUUUUACAUUUUUGUUUAAGAUACAAAUUUCUAACUUCUUGUACAUAAAACUGCACACAAGGACUUUUAUAUACUGUUGUAUAUUAUGAAUGAAGCUUUGGCACAAGUCACAUCAAGAAAAUUUCUGAUUCAUUCUGCUUUGGAUGAAGAUUCUGCAACAAGCGGAACACCCCCUGGAUGCAGCGCAUGCUGGUUUGAAGGAGGAACCACCUGACACUGAUACGGGGGUCUGAUGCCCUCUACUGGCCACUGUUCUGCACUGACCCUGGACCAGCCCCUGGGCCACACCAGUUCACUACUUUUUCAUGCACUCUCCCUUCCUCACUGACCUGUACUGCGUGUCAGUUGAUGGUGCAGCACAGAUGAGGUGAGACUGAAGUUGUUGUCCAUCCAGAGGUGGAGUUAUGGUGAAUGUCAAGAGCAACGAGACAUGCCAUUUUGAACUGUACAUGGAUCAAGAUAUACGCUUAUAUGCUUUUAAGACUUUGUUAGAAGUAUUUUUUAAAGCUAUAGUGCUGUUUAUAUAUCUGGAAAAUUCACAUGAUGAAAGUAUUAAUUACAUUUGCACUUACUGCUCAAAGGACAAUACCACUGUUUGUGAAAUGCAGGUCCUCUGUUUUUGACAUUACAUAAACAAAGUAGACCACUGCUUUAUUCCAAUAUUGUCGGCAGCCAUUUGUCAGAGUGCAUCAUGCCAAGGUUUUCUAGAGUAUCUGAAAAUUUAGGGCUGCAACUAAUGAUUAUUGUCAUUAUCAGUUAAUCUGCUGAUUGUUUUCUUGAUUUAUCUUUUUGUCUAUGAAAUGUCAGAUAAUAGUGAAAAAUGCCCAUUGUAAUGUCCCAUUACUCAAGGUGAUGUGUUCAAACUGUUUGUUUUCCUUGACUAACUGUCCAAAACUCAAAAGAUAUUCAGUUUUCUGCCAUAUAUGACAAAGAAAGGCAUCAGAUCCUCAUAUUUGAGAAGCUGGAACCAGCAAGUGUUUGGCAUUUUUGAUUGGAAAAUGACUAAAAUGAUGAAUCUAUUAUCAAAAUAGUGCUGAUUACUUUUUGUGGAUGGACUAAUUGGUUAAUCAACUAGUCGUUGCAGCUCUAAAUGUGUUACAGUACUUUACAGAAAAAGCACCUGUACAGUAUCUCAAAGAUGAAAAGUUGUUCCUUUUGAUAAAAUGUUGCAGGUAUCAGGACUUUCAGACAAUCCCACAUGGGUCAGAGUAGCACUUCCUUCAACAUCACAAUGUAGCAGGCUGUAUAGGACAUUGUAGGAUGUUAUUGCCUACUUUGCCGUGCACUUUAACCAAAUUGGGUAUAUUGUGUUUCUUUUUGUAGUAACUAACAUGUUUUUUCAGGUGCUCUAGAACCUGAAUGCUCUGAUCAAGUUGCUCUCAGAUAAUGUACAGUAUCUCAAAGAUGCAGAAUAGUAAUCUUGAGUAUGAAUUCUUCUCAAGACAAGCAGGACCUGUGUAUCAAUAAUUUAUUUUGUUUGUUUGUUUUUAAGGCACAUCAUGCACAGGGAUAUGAUAUAUUUCUGUAAUGAGAAUUAAACCACUGUGUCAUUAUGUAAUGGCUGGUUUUCAUCAUCACUGUGACGCUGGAGAGAGGGAAACACACUGAUGUCCUACAGAAGAUGUGUGGGAUGGUAAAGACUUACAGGAGAGAAUAGAAAGUGAGAUCAUGGAGAUAUCAUCGUAUUUUCGCCUUUAUGCGGGGUUUUGUUGAGCAAGCAUGUGGUUUUUCAACACCGCCCUGCUUUUUGUUUAUGCAGCUGCACAAAUACAUAUUGAGGUGAAGCCCAGUGCAAAUGCAGCCUUCUAUUGAUGGUUCUGCUGUUACAGUUAAGGGGUUAAGUGCCUUGCUCAAGGGCACCUCAGCAGUAGCUGUUGAAGAAGAUCAAAGUAUUUCCCAUUCUAGAUUUUCCCAACCAAUCUGGUUAAAAUCCACCUCUCUAACCUUUAGACUACUGCUAACCCCAUUAUGACUGUUGUGACUGUGGACAGCUGAGAAGAUUUCCUGUUUCUUCCUUUACGUCACUAAAAUCCUUUUUUUUUUUUUUUGGUAGAACCAUUCGAUAAUCAUCCGGUGCCUCUUAAACUGCAGCAGUUUUUUUUUCAUCUCUGUACCUCUUUGUUUUUCCCUCUCUACCCCCAGCUUUUUUUCCUUUGCCUCUACAUGAUUACAUAAAAGGGUGUAGCUGUGCUUGCUUCUGCAUAAAGCCUAGACUUCUUGCACAUGACCAUCUUUGUAAAGAAAAAACGAGUUAAACAAAUGCUUUUCAGUGCUUUAAUGGAAAUAAUGCUGUAUAAUCUUGAGUUAUAUAAUUCAAUAGCAAUUGUGAUAAGAUCACUGUUUCUGAAAGUGUGGACAUCUGUCAUUCGCUUUCCUCUAAACAUGAAUAAAACUUUCAACAUGGGUUAAUUUCA
Siniperca chuatsi (mandarin fish) is the source of this 4502-nucleotide messenger RNA. RefSeq names its product calcium channel, voltage-dependent, gamma subunit 7b (gene cacng7b). Bases 271 to 1293 code for a protein of 340 amino acids. The transcript has 6 exons. The record is from RefSeq and is a predicted model, not a curated record. Lineage: Eukaryota; Metazoa; Chordata; Actinopteri; Centrarchiformes; Sinipercidae. Gene Ontology annotation, biological process: neurotransmitter receptor internalization; regulation of AMPA receptor activity; calcium ion transport. Gene Ontology annotation, cellular component: AMPA glutamate receptor complex; postsynaptic density membrane. Gene Ontology annotation, molecular function: voltage-gated calcium channel activity; channel regulator activity.